Letharia lupina is the source of this 891-nucleotide messenger RNA. RefSeq lists its product as uncharacterized. Gene Ontology annotation, molecular function: acyltransferase activity, transferring groups other than amino-acyl groups. The record is from RefSeq and is a predicted model, not a curated record. Bases 1 to 891 code for a protein of 296 amino acids. Lineage: Eukaryota; Fungi; Ascomycota; Lecanoromycetes; Lecanorales; Parmeliaceae. The transcript is spliced from 3 exons.
AUGGCUGACACACCUUCUCCAAACAAAUCCACCAGAACACCACGUCUCAUAUUGCGUGAAGCCCGCAAAGGGGACCUCGCCGCCAUUCAUAAGCUGUACAGCAAUGAGGAACGCAGGUCUCAACCCCACGAUUCUGUGUCCCGAACGGCAACCUAUCUCGAAGCCAUGGUCACCUCAUCAACAAACGGAGACCUUGCGUUUGUCCUCGUCCUACCCCCAUCUGCCACCACGAUAACUACUUCCACAACUCCUGCCGGCACCACAAUAGACGAAGGCAAAACCAUAGGACAUGCAGGUAUCUGGUACGCCGACCGGAACGAACUUGUGUUUAUGAUCGAUAACGCCUACUGGAACCGAGGCUACAUGACUGAAGUACUCGCAGCGCUCGUCCCCAUCUUCUGGGAGAAGGGGUUGAAGAAGGUAUACGCGGACGCGAACCCGGAUAAUGGGGCUAGCCUCAAGGUGCUGAGGAAAUGUGGAUUCACUCAAGUGGGGGGGAACAUUGUAGAGUCUUUGGCAGGGGAGUAUGAGAGCCUGCGCAUGGAAUUGGCAAACCCACGUGAUGGAGAGGAGGAAGGAGAGUUUGAUUUUGCGGAUGAAGGAGCCAAAUGGAAGUCCAAGAACCAAGCCCUUUAUCGCAGCAGCAAUCCUUCUACCUAUCAUCAUACCCUUCACCCUUACCGCCCAGCGACGCAUAAACGCCAAGCUGAACCACAAUCGAAUAAGUUGAUUGGGAAGGGUAAAUUGUCAAUUGCGGAGACACAUAGCGCGGUGCCCAGCGAGCAGGACAUUGGCGAACUGCUCGAUGAGUGGGGUAAACAGAAUGCUGUGAGGGCGGCGAUUACGGGGAUGGGGACGGUGCUGGGUGCUUGGGGCGUGCUGAUGGCAUGA